Molecule: messenger RNA, 2430 nt
Organism: Cladophialophora yegresii CBS 114405
Lineage: Eukaryota; Fungi; Ascomycota; Eurotiomycetes; Chaetothyriales; Herpotrichiellaceae
Exons: 1
Coding region: 1-2430 (809 amino acids)
Biological process (GO): positive regulation of phosphatidylinositol biosynthetic process; protein localization to vacuolar membrane; vacuole inheritance
Cellular component (GO): fungal-type vacuole membrane; PAS complex
Source: RefSeq, a predicted model, not a curated record
AUGUUAGGACCACCGGCGGACAAUAUUCCUCCGCAAGCAGCCGGCGAUAUGGCCAACACAUCUCGCGAGGCGUCUCCCGCCCGCAGUUCGCGCAGUGUAUCCAGCAUACCUCCGCUAUCGAGAUCUCGCAAGGGCAGUCAGGAAUUCAGCCCGACUCGCAAUUCGACGGCAACCGGAUCCUUAUCCACAAUGCCUUCUGCUGCAGCAGUCCAACGAGCCCUGUCAGCCCACAGGCCCAUUCUACAACCCCCCACCGUAGACUCGGUGCUCGAAGGUGGUCGCUCGUCAGAGAGAUCCACGAAGCCUAUACAAGCCACACCUUCGUGGCCCACUUCCCCCCGACUGAAGUCUCCUCCACCGUCCAAGACAGCGCAAAGAACGCCGUCGAGCAAGAGAAAUGAGGCGGACCAAACACCGUCAAACACCUCCCUGAAGAGACUGGCACCCGCCUCCAACCCUGAUCAAGCUGCUGCGAUGCAUGUCCCAGACUCACAAGAACACAUUGGACCGCCCACCACAAGAACGUCAGCUCGAGGUGCAAGUACAGGAACAAGUACCUUGGAAACGGUGGCCGAAAACAGUGUCCCAACUACUCCUUCGAUCGGCCCUGUGAUGACGUCGCUUACAGACCAGAAGUUGGAUAUCUCAUCUCUCGAUCAGAAGAAUGAAUCUCGGCCAGAACAACCGAUAGCAAAAGAUGGUGAAGGAAGUGCUGGUGAAGGCCCUUCAAAGAUGGCAGCGGCAAAGAUUGAAGGUGGUCGAAGAUCGCGAGCUCCUAGUAGUUCCCGCCCAGCUUCGGACCUAGCAAAACGCUCCUUCAGCAGCCUUACAGGUUCUAAACCAAAGCAACCGGAUCCUCCUAGGACUAUGACUGUGGAGACAGAGACUGUUACAUCCAUGCCCCAAUUGCUAGGCCCUGACCGAAGUGGAAGGGAUAGGGAUGGCAAUGGCAGUGUCAGAACCAAACCAAGCAAUGAGACCAUCAGACCGAGGAAGAAAAAGGAGAAGCCUCGCAAAGCACCAUCAAUCCAUGCCGGGACCAUCACUUCGAAGGCUGAUUUGUUUGAGGCAAGGGUUGCGAGCGCGGUUGAUGAAGCUGAAUCGGACGAUUCGGACGAGACCUUUGUCUAUGAGUCCAACCCGCCCGACAACAGGCCGGCUCGUCAUCACUCUCGAACGCCGAGUGCCACCUCGCUGGCCAGUCAAGAACAGUUUGGCAGCCGCAGCAAGCAUGGUAUUCGCAGCGGCAGCCAGGCGAUACCUGGGAAGAAGAGCAUGAAGUUUUCCAACAGCGCCUAUAACAACCAUCUCGAUGGGGAGGCAGGCCCAGAAGGACGCGGAAGUCAGCGCACCACCAGUUCGACUCCUCGUCACCACCAUAUUACUCGUCAUGGUCGACCUCACCACGCCUCAAUAUUGGACGCAGACUCGACCUUCACCCAGGCAAACAAGCCAAAUUCGCCACGGCCUUCUACGAACAACUUGUCACGGUUCUCUCGUCCUAACAGUCCGAGAAAUUCGAAUGGGCGACUUUCCUCAACUCCGCGUAAAGGCGAGGUCUUCGAUCCAUACGACGCAGCCGACGAUGAAAGAACGCCUUUGAUGGGUUCUGUUCGGGUCAAUCGCACCCGCCACAGUCGUCGCCCUCACAGCGCGACCUUCCGACACCUCGAUUAUAACACACCACUCGACCGGGGUUACUGUGGCGGGUGGCUGAGUUGCAUUUGUCUUGGUCUCGUGAUUCUCGUUGUUUGUGUCGGGGUCAGCACCUUUGUCAUGGCUCUCAACAGGCCACUGCUGGAUGUCUCUAUCACACAUCUUCAGAACGUGCUUGCAUCUGAGCAGGAAUUGAUGCUGGACCUGCAGGUCGAAGCGCUUAACACGAAUCUAUUUGCCAUUACGGUGAACGACCUAGACGUCAAUUUGUUCGCCGAAAGUCCUUAUGUGGGGUCCACGUCUAACUGGGAACACCAAUCGCAGAAGAGCCGACUCCGUUGGGCCAGUCGUCAAGAUACAAAGAGCUUGGGAUUUGACUGGCCUCCAUGGCAGUCGGAUGACGGAGUCGACGAGGGCACUGAUCCGAUAGACGAUCCCGAAUCGGGCACGCAGAAAAUGUUGCUGGGCAGAGUUCUUGAGUUCGACUCGCCCUUGGUAUUUGAGUCUUCGCCGCUUCGUCACAGCUAUCAUUCCUCGGUAGGCGAGAUCCGGCUGGCCAGACCAGGCAACAAGACGGAAGUGGGAGGGUCUGCGAGAUGGGAGAGAGUGCUACAGCAUCCGUUUGAUCUUAUCGUCAGGGGGGUGAUCAAAUAUCAGCUGCCCCUGAGCUCGAAGACCCGGUCCGCUAAGAUCGGUAGCCGCAUCAAGGUGUUACCCACCGACGAUGACUCCACGGCCGACCUCGGUGAUAACCCGCAGCUUCUCAAGCUUUAG